GGACGACGGACUACCCGAGCGCUGAAAGCUAGAACGAGGGCUAACAACUCGUCACCUAGAACUCUUCCUUGCUACCCAACUGUUGCCUGAGGUUCUUAUCGAAAAGCAGCGUGCUGAGGAGUGUGCUUUUCCAAAGUGCCUGUAUCUCCGCUUUUUCCCGGCAUCCGGCCGCAGUCAUCGUGGUAGACAAGUGCACUAGUCUGCACGACGUCCUACUUCCGGCGUACGCCCGAAAGAUGCAACAUAAUGUGGACAACCUGCCCUCCCGUCCUGCAUCAAGCCUUGGUCAGCCAAGCGAUGCUGCGACGACCCAGAGACUUGUCGACAAGACAGUUCAUGAUCCAGAGGUGCCGGAACAAGUGCCAGAGGGUUCUUCUGAUUCACUCCAAAAAGUUCCACGUAUCUUAUCCUUAGACUUGAGUGCUGUAGUCUCCAUGCCGGGAUCCUCUGCAGCGGAGUCCCAUUCUCCGAUUUCGCGCGCUUCCCAUAUUGUGAUGCGCUGUUGGCCAAGGACCGCUUCCGGGUCGAGGCCGGAGUCCAUCCCGCCCAAGUCGCCCAGCAGUAUCAAAAGCACCCUGGCGUCCUUCGUGGAUUCCCGCAUGAAAACGAGGACAGUUUCGGAACCAAUUUCCCUAUUCCCGAUCCACGAAUCAUUCCUACCCCGCACAAAAUCGCCUCCUCCACGUAAACUACACAGGCGUGCAAAUUCUGUUCUCAUUACAACACCAACUACGCCACGUCCUCGUUCGGCAGGCAUAUCGCCUCUAAAUGCGGAACGCCCGAAACCUGUAAUUUCUACAUCCACUCACCCGUCGCAUGCUCGACGGGUACACUCGAGCGCGAGCAUUCGUCCCCACACCGUUUGUGACGCAUCUCAGAUAUCACUGCAGGCGCCAAGCAGCCUUGACUCGUCGGAAUUACCUUCUCCAGUGUCUUCGAUGAAACAUGGCAGUGGUUUUACCGCCGCCUGUGGAUCGUCCUCCGCUACCCAUCUCGACACGUCGGACUGGACGUGGAUGCCUCCGGAUAGUUGGAUGGGCCCGCCUGUCCACGAGCGCGGGAAAUCCAAAGAGUGUCCAAAGAACAGUCAUAAAAUUAGGACACGCAAGCUGUUCUCUCGGUUCAUUCGAGUGUCACUACCCUCCUGGAAUCUUUCUUUCUUGGCUCACUUCACCGAGGUUACCGAAAGUGAUACGCUAAAUAGGCACCUGGUGAACGAGGAUUCUCUUGAAAAACAAGAGGUGAUCGUGAUGGUGGAAGGGAGGGACGGGAUGUCUACACAAGCUGUGAAUGACGUUAUCCCCCAGCUUAGGGCACUGAAGAGUUCGAGAAGGUGAAAACCCGUGCCACGUCACACAUGUUGUAUGUACUCUCAAGCAUGACAUGUAUCAUAGACAACAAGUCAGUUCAUUGGCAUCAUAUGGCUCCUCUGCUUAUGCUAUGUUAGCUUAUGUUAUAA
Pisolithus orientalis is the source of this 1459-nucleotide messenger RNA. RefSeq lists its product as uncharacterized. Bases 237 to 1337 code for a protein of 366 amino acids. The transcript has a single exon. The record is from RefSeq and is a predicted model, not a curated record. NCBI's taxonomy places the organism in Eukaryota, Fungi, Basidiomycota, Agaricomycetes, Boletales, Pisolithaceae.